Molecule: messenger RNA, 1065 nt
Organism: Phragmites australis (common reed)
Lineage: Eukaryota; Viridiplantae; Streptophyta; Magnoliopsida; Poales; Poaceae
Product: probable aquaporin TIP2-2
Exons: 3
Coding region: 108-854 (248 amino acids)
Biological process (GO): transmembrane transport; water transport
Cellular component (GO): membrane
Molecular function (GO): water channel activity
Source: RefSeq, a predicted model, not a curated record
AACGGCUCACUCGCCCAGUCCUCGAUCCGUAUUCUCAGCGAGUGGCUACCAUCACAGCUAGCUCCUACCCCCCUCAGUUCCGGCGACCCUCCCCAGCCACCGCCACCAUGUCGGGCAACCUCGCCUUUGGCCGCUUCGAUGACUCCUUCAGCGCGGCCUCCCUCAAGGCCUACGUCGCCGAGUUCAUCUCCACCCUCGUCUUCGUCUUCGCCGGCGUCGGCUCCGCCAUCGCCUACACCAAGUUAACCGGCGGUGCGCCGCUUGACCCGACCGGGCUGAUCGCUGUGGCGGUGUGCCACGGGUUCGGGCUCUUCGUCGCGGUGGCUAUCGGCGCCAACAUCUCCGGCGGCCACGUCAACCCCGCCGUCACCUUCGGCCUCGCCCUGGGAGGACAGAUCACCAUCCUUACCGGCAUCUUCUACUGGGUAGCCCAGCUCCUCGGCGCCAUCGUCGGCGCCGUCCUGGUCCAGUUCUGCACCGGCGUGACGACCCCGACACACGCGCUCUCCGGCGUGGGCGCGUUCGAGGGCAUCGUCAUGGAGAUCAUCGUCACCUUCGGGCUCGUCUACACCGUGUACGCCACCGCCGCGGACCCCAAGAAGGGCUCGCUCGGCACCAUCGCCCCCAUCGCCAUCGGCUUCAUUGUCGGCGCCAACAUCCUCGUGGCAGGCCCCUUCUCCGGCGGGUCCAUGAACCCGGCCCGCUCAUUCGGCCCCGCCGUGGCCAGCGGCGACUUCACCAACAUCUGGAUCUACUGGGUUGGCCCGCUCAUCGGCGGCGGCCUGGCCGGCAUCGUCUACCGGUACAUCUACAUGUGCGACGACCACGCGCCCGUGGCCAGCAGCGACUUCUAAGCUGAGCCGAGUGAAGGGUGUCGUCACCGUGCAUUGUUGUUUGCUUUCUCUCGGAGAUGUUGUUUGGUUCAGAUCAACGCCCCGGAUGCUAGCUGUCUCUGAAUUUGCUCCUUGUUGUGAUGUGGUGAGUGUUAAGUUGGUGGGGUUUUUGUAAGAACCAGUGCUCUUCUGUUGACUUUUAUUGCGCGAUUUAAUUUGAUUUGUGCCCUAA